Messenger RNA from Mesocricetus auratus (golden hamster), 5758 nucleotides. It is a transcript of the gene Znf597, whose product is annotated as zinc finger protein 597. The record is from RefSeq and is a predicted model, not a curated record. Bases 582 to 1724 code for a protein of 380 amino acids. Lineage: Eukaryota; Metazoa; Chordata; Mammalia; Rodentia; Cricetidae. The transcript has 3 exons. Gene Ontology annotation, biological process: regulation of DNA-templated transcription.
ACCACGUGGUGCCAACCCCCUGACGCUGACGCCACCAUCUUGGGAGCGGGCCCCGCCAACUGUCCCAGGCUUGCGUGAUCCCUAAGCUGCCUGCGCUGACUGCGGAAGCGCUAGACAGCUGCUAGCUGCUGAGCCGCUCUUGCUUGCGUGCGUGGACGCAGGUGGCGGGCUGGGGUUUCUGCGCCCUUCCGCGAUCAAGCCGCUCAGAGAAGCCAGAAGGCCUCCUAGACGCUGAACCGCGCCAGUUCUUCCCUCCCUGGAGGGACCACUGUUGUUUGAAGACCUGGACGUGUAUUUUUCUCAAGAGGAAUGUGUGAGUCUGCACUCUGCCCAGAAGACCAACUGCAGAGAAGCUCCACUGGAGUGCUUUAAGGAUUUGGAUUUGAUAGAUUGACCUGGAACCUUGCAGUCCACCCACACGGAUAGACUUUUGAUUUUGGGAAGUCAAGAGAGCCUGUUGGCUCCUGAUUUUUGUAUAUUUAUUAGUGUCUGGGUAAUAAGCUAAUCCAUUUUCAGUUUCUGGUCUUCAGUGUAACUACUUUAACUUGUUCUUUCUCUAGUGUCAGCUAAAGGUGGUGUCUAUGUUUUCCUUUGUUUUGCUUUUAUCAACAGGAGGGGAAGACAAGACUGAGACCAAUCAGCAGUUAAGCCUAGAGUCUAUGGAACUUGAAGAGCUGUCCCUAGAAACAUAUUCCAUUGCUGCACCCCUUGUCCAUUACUCUGAAAAAUCUGAGGAUGAUGUUGGAACACAGGAAAGCAAAAUGUCAGGUGAAACUUUCUCUUACAAGACUAAGGUCAUAGGCCUCUUGGUUACCAUUGAAAACCAAACCCCAUUAGUAGAAUUAUCUCAAUGUUUAGGAGUCAGAACACUUUCUGAUAUUAUUGAAGUUCCCUGGGAAGAAGCCAAAAAUGAGUACAAGUGUCCUGACUGUGACCAAAGUUUCAGUGAUAAUACAUACCUUGUUUUGCAUCAGAGAAUUCAUUCAAGAGAGAAAAAGUACAAAUGUAGUACCUGUGAGAAGACCUUCAGUCACAGGACCAACCUGAGGACACACAAGAGAAUCCACACUGGUGAGAAGCCUUACAAGUGUACCAAGUGUGCUGCCAGCUUCCGGCAGCAGUCACACCUAUCCCGACACAUGAAGAGCCAUGUAAAGGAAAAACCAUAUACAUGUUAUGUAUGUGGGAGAGGUUUUAUGUGGCUCCCAGGAUUGGCAGAACAUCAGAAGAGUCAUACUGAUAAAAAUUCUUAUCAGUGUGCUGACCGUGAUCAACAGUAUUGUCAGGAAACGAAUCUGGCUUUGCCUGAAAGAACAGGCUCAUCAGACACCCCAUACCAGCACACACAGUGUGUGAAGAGCUUGGAGCAGCCCUCAUACCCUGCUCUCCCUGAGAAGGACGAUAAGGAGGAGUCUAAGAAUUGCAGUAUUGAUGAUGAAGACUUUUUUUCAUUCUCCAGAUUCAAACCUUUACAAUGUCUUGAUUGUGACAUGACCUUUCCUUGUUUCUCGGAACUUGUUUCUCAUCAAACCAUUCAUGACAUGGAAAAACCUCAUAAAUGUAAAACAUGUGCAAAAACUUUUGCUUUAGAUUCAGAACUUGCAUCCCAUGAGAAGACCCACAUAAGAGAAGAACCUUUUAAAUGUACAGUGUGUGGAAAGAGCUUUAGAGUGAAUAUGCAUCUCAUCACUCAUAAACGAACCCAUAGGAGAAACACCAAGUAAAUACAACCUUUUGCUGUUACUGUGUGGGCUUUUUAGUAUCUUUAUGAUGGGAAACACUGCUUAUGUGCGGGGGCACCAGGCUAAGCAAGCACUUUACACACAUUCCAUGUAAUGUAGGCAGUAUUAUUUAUUACAUCUGAUUUAAAACAGAGGAGACAUAAUCAAUGUUACAUACAUAGCAUGUGAAGCUAGGACUUGAACCGUUACUUGAUCAAAUUCCGUUUAUAUGAGCCAGAGAAACAUGAAACUUUAAAAUUCAGCUUUUGACUGCUGGGUGGGGUGGUGCACACCUUUAAUCCCAGCAUUCAGGCAGUAGAAAUAGGAGGAUCUCUGAGUUCAAGGCCAGCCUGGUCUACAUAGUGAGUUCCAGGACAGCCAGGGCUAGAUAGUGGGACCUUGUCUCAAAAAACAAAAACCAAAAUAAUUUAGUUUUUGUUAAAAUGAAGGUUAUUGCUACAUUUUUUUUUCAAAUUUGGUUUCUAAGAAUUUUACGAAGAAAUUUUUUUUUUGCCAGUUUUGUACAUGCAGUAUCUAGGAAAAUGAAUGUAUUUAUAUUUGUUUUUAUAGUUUUCAUGUUAAAACUAUUUCAGUGUAAUGUCUGUAUAGAAUAUUUUGUUUUAAUGUGAAUUUCUAGUUUAGGACUUUAUAUAAAGCUACCAAAUGAGCCAACUUUGUUUUUUAAGUGUGUGGGGGUUCUUGCUGUGUAGCCCAGGCCAACCUCAAAAUCAUUAUUUUCCUGUUUCCAUCUCCCAAGUGCUAAGAUUACUGGUAUGUACCAUCAUAUCCAGCUAGUGGAUGACAGUAUCUGUGGACUUCCCAUUUUCAGACCUGAAGGCAGAGGCAGGUCCUGAUAUUGUCUAGCAGUUAGGGUUUGAGGGGAGUACUUGUUCCUCUCUAAGUAGAUUUGCCUCUAGAUCUCAUGAAUGUUAGAACUAUGUUUUAUAGAGCAUGCUAAAUAGUGUGGGUAUAUUAUUUUGUUUAAUUUUUUUAAAAAUCUGAGAGAAAGGACUCUCCAAUGUAAAGUCAAUACUUUGCUAAGCACACUGUGAUGAACCUAGGUUGACAUCUACAUUCAGGUGUGUUGUAAUUCUUAAGGCCAUCAUUUUGUGACACUGCACUAUCUGUUGGUAUUUGUGCCACAAGUUAACUCUAGGAGACAAGGAUGCUGGGAGAGGAAGGGGAACAACAGUCAUCAUGGAGGCUUCCCCGGGACUUACUACCUGAAGCCCAUGUUAUAAAUAUCCUUAUUUUUAUCUCCAAAACUUGAUUUCAUUACUCUUAAAAGGCAACAGAAGACUCUAUGCUUCAUGCUUGAACUUCUUGUCACUAUAUCAAAUCAGAGAAUUUUUUUUUCCCAUUUUGAAACAGGGUUUCACUAUGCCGCCCUGGCUGUCCUGAAACUCCUUCUGUAGACCAGGCUGGCCUCGAACUCAAGAGUGCUGCCUUCCUCUGCCUCCUGAGUACUGGAAUUAAAGGCAUACACCACCACCAACCAGUUAGAGAUUUUUAAAAUUAAAUUGUAACAUUUCAUAUCCAAUUCCAAAGAAAAAUACAUACAGGAUUAGUGAGUUUUUAGCCAAAAUAAUUGAUAAUAAAUAUGCCUUUAAAUACUGGUAUUACAGAUAAAUAUUAGAACAAAAUAUUUUCAUAGUGUGGUUAUUACAAGAACUGAAGAAUGUUGUAAGUACACGUUCUUACAGAACUACACUUUACAACCAAAUUGAUUAUAUACCUAUCAGUAAAAUCUACACGGUCUUUUGGCUAGAAUUCUGUGUAAAUGAACUGUAAAAAUACAGUAUUUACUAAAAUGGAAUUACUGCUAGGAAAUUUUAUGCACAAAAAUAAAGCCCUCUUGAAGGCUGGUGUCUGAAACAUAGUACCUGGGAAUUGUUCCUUCUACAGAAGAGCAGGUAAGGAUUUUAUAUACAAAAAGAUGCCAGCCCUGUGACUAAGCUCUUAAUAUUUACUAUAGACAGGAAGAGCACUUGCUGAAAAAACUGAAGUCAACAGCCUUGCCUCAUCUGUUGUCCCUCUCAUGGAGGUGACUAUUUCAACUUAUCCACAGUUGAGACUGUGAUACGUAUGUCAAGGUCAGACUUGGCUGUUCCCCACAUUUAGGAUAUAAAGGAUCAUUCUGUCAGUGAGUGGGGUCUCACAUUUGAAAUGGCAUUCUGGUCUCGUCAGCUCUUUGUCAGAGACGGCUUUGUAUAGAAAGGUAGUCUCAAGUCUUUAGCUAACUCUGGAAUAGAAUGGUUGUUGUUAACAGCAACAAGAGUGUUAGUUUCCCACUGUCUUGCUUCUGGGAGCGGGGGAGGGAGGGUAAAUGGUAUGGUGCCUCAUAUGCUCUAAUAUUUCAGUGAAAACGGGAGAGUUUACAGGAUGGGGAAUGAAAUUGGAAAAGAGGCCCUUGCUAACUAACAAGGUUGGUACAGAAAAAUAAAAGGGAAAUGUAUCAGAAGGUACUUGGACAAAAUGUGUCUGAUAUAAAAGAUGGAAGUUGUGCCUCCCCCCUUUUGCUUCUAAGGAAAUACAAAAGGUGAGUUUGUAUUGCAAGUGGUGCUGCACAUCUGAACAUGGAAAUGAACAUUUCUAGUUGGAUCUCUAUUCACAAUUUACCUCUAGUGUUUGUAAUUUUCUGCAUUCUCCAGAUUUUGAAAGAUUACCCACAAAAGACUAGAAAAAAAAGGCACCUUUACACAAAUCAUUAUAUAUGAGAGUAAUUAAAUGGCUUGUGGUAUAUUAUUGGUAACUGGUUGCAGAAAAAAGGAAAAACCUGAAUGCUACUGUGAAAUAGGCAUAUUUUUAGUUAUUUAUUUGUUUACUUGGUCCUAAAAACAUGUUAUAUUUUAUCCUCAAGCUGCUGUGUCCCUAAGGAGUUGAAUGAAGAGCUGUGUCUGCCACUGGUAUAUGGGCUACUUUUAUGAUAAUGGCCUUUUCAUCCUCCUAACCAUACUGUCAACUAGGGUAGAUUCCAUAGAUUGCUCUUAACCCAGGCUAUUAGCAAGUCAUGUUAGGUGCUAAUAAAUAUUGAUACAGUCAACAUAGGGAUUAAAAAAUGGGAUGUAAGAGUCUAUUGCUAUGAAUGGUUAGUUAACUACAUGUAGGAGGGAUGUUGACACUAUAAAGUAUGGAAACUUGGUACUUAAUGGGUUUUGUUGAUGCCAUGAUGAAACUGUGAAUAAAACAGUUCUUUAACAUUACUGUGGGGAUAGCAGGUUCUGUUAAACUGUCAUCAUUGAUGACAACAGCAUUUCCCAAUGGAAUUUAUAUGCUAGUGUUUGCACUUUGUAUUUAAAUGAUAUUAGAUUUUGUUGUUCGAGUUGAACUCAAAUAUUUUGUCUAGAAUUGUGCUGCUAAUUAACAAUCUGUUCAUAGAUCCCUGUAACCCUGAAGACAGCUGGCCUGGUAACUCAGGCAGUUAAAUGACAUUUUUGUUUUUGACACCUGAAGUAUCAUAAAAUUAAGUAGCAGUGUUCUGGUGACUAUAAUGUAAGAUGCCGAACAAUCUAAAAUGAUAGAUUUUGCUUUAAAUCUCUAAUUUAUUAUAUAUGUAUUCAAAGGGAGGUGUAGGUUAUAGCUUCUAUUAAAAAGAACCUAUUUUGAAUGUUGCAGGGAUCUUAUUAGGAAACUACUUUUGCUUUGGCUUUGUUAAAAAGGUAAAUUUUGUUUGUGUGUAUUUUUAACUGUUUUAGUCUUGUAUAUUCAGAGAUAUUUAUGUGAUACAAAAAUGACUAUUACUUAUCUAUUACUACAGGUGUUUUGUCUCUUUGAAUUGAGAUUGUUGUCUGCAAGAACAGUGUAGGGAGAAAGGGGAGACAACAUAUUCAUUUAUAUAAACUUAAGAAUAUUCUACCAUGUCUAGUCAUUUUGAUGCCUAGUUAGUUUUCCAUAUGCACUUCUGUUUAAUGUUUCAGCUUUACCAUUCUUAUCACUUUCUCGUUGGUCUUAGCUCUAGAUUGAACUCUCUAAACUGUGACUGUGUGUGUAUCUGAUGUGCAAUUUAUUAUCCAAUAAAUGUUAUUUUAUGAUGGCAA